This is a messenger RNA of Pichia kudriavzevii, 366 nucleotides long. RefSeq lists its product as uncharacterized. Lineage: Eukaryota; Fungi; Ascomycota; Pichiomycetes; Pichiales; Pichiaceae. Gene Ontology annotation, cellular component: P-body; spliceosomal tri-snRNP complex; U6 snRNP. Bases 1 to 366 code for a protein of 121 amino acids. Gene Ontology annotation, molecular function: U6 snRNA binding. The record is from RefSeq and is a predicted model, not a curated record. The transcript has a single exon. Gene Ontology annotation, biological process: RNA processing; spliceosomal snRNP assembly; P-body assembly.
AUGCUUCCGUUGUAUCUUCUAAACGCUGUUAAAGGCGAAAGUAUCGUUGUGGAACUCAAGAGUGGGGGGAUAGUCAAUGGUACCCUUGAAAAUUGCGAUAACUACAUGAACGUGACAUUAACUGAUGCUUGCGUUUCCUUAGUCGAGGAUGAACCUUUCCACAAAAUUAAACAUAUUUACCUUAGGGGUACCAAUAUCAAAUUAUUCAAAAUGGGGAAUGAGUUUAUUGAAAAGUUUAAAGAACAACAACAAAGAGAAAAAGAGAAUCAUAAUCGUGGUAAUAAUAAUAGGCAAUUCAACAAUAACAGGCAAUACAACAAUAACAGAAGAAAUAGAAGGAGAAAUAACGAUGGUGGUAACUGGUGA